UGGAGCUUGAGCAAGCCAAAGUCGAUCCAACUAGCCAUAAGCUAGCCUCCAGGCGUCACAGUUCGCAUCUCCCUUUCUUCGCAUUCAAACUACUCAUGAACCUGCUGUCCAUUGUUUUCUCAACGUGAGACCUAACAAACUUGUGUUUUUCAUCUCGAAUUUUGGAUGGGUGCUGGUCAAAACCGUACGCGACGUCUUUUGUUGACAGUUUCAGAGGUGACCCUUGGAAGCGCUGUACAACGCAUCACAAUCUACCUCAGUUGCAAGUCACUUCAGAACCUCUGAAAAGCAGCGCAUUCACAACGUAGCCCUCUACCAAGCCCACCGGUACACUGCAAUGGCUUCCACGCCGCCACCUCCGCGGCGUAUUCACACUCCACCAACACCGCUCCAUGGUCCAAAAUUCGACAAUUAUGAACCAUACUCCCCUAGGAGAUCGAGCCGAGUGGCCGCGCAGCAAAAUAAAGGAACCCCGAGCCCGCGGAUCAGCUCAUCACCUUUGAAGAAUUCGGCCUCUACCCCUCCGUCCACCACUCGGAGCGGUCGCACGCGCGCCUCGAAUCAGACAUUUUCGCCCCCUUCAUCGCCUACCUCUCCUUCGAGGCGCGUGCUAGUUAUUAGUCCAAAAGACUCGUCAAGGCGCGGACGGUCCGCCAAACAGUCUCGUAGCUCGCCACUUCCUGCUUCAGACUCUGAUACAGAUAUCCUACCCGAGAAGGAGACACACAGACGUACUAGCAGCAAGGACACCUUCGGCAUGCUGAACACUCCGUCAAAGACACCUUCACGCAGGCACAAAGAAACUAACCUCAAUGGCACAGCGCGACUUCUUUUCGGCGACAAUGAGGGCACACUGGCCCCCACGCCGAGGAAGCUUCGCAACAAGUCGAGAUUGGAUCCCUUCUCGAUCUUGGAGGAUGACGAUGUAAGGCCCGAGCCGAGCAGCAUCGAGAUCUACACGGAUACGAAGGAGCGAGUGCCAAAGAUGGAUGACGAUGACAGCAAUCCUUUCUUGACUAAGAAUGCGGCAAAACCAAGCGCAAGGUCGAGGGCAAAGAAGAAGAGCGCACGGGACACGCAAAUAGAAGAAGCAACAAAAAAUGACGAGGGUGUGGUUUAUGUCUUUCGUGGCAAAAAAAUCUUCCGCAAAUUCGACGAGCCUGUCGCCAAGGACAACGCCGCGCAUGCUAGCGACAUUUCAGACGACAAUCUCAGCGACAUGGACAUCCGCCGCAAAGCUGGCCCUGCGGCCUCGAGGCCUUUCCUUCGUUCGUCAAUCAAACCGCGUUUGCUCUUUCCAAACGAGGAGCAGCGCCGUGAACGUGAGGAAAAGGCUACAGAGGCCGAUGAGGAAGCUCUGACAGACAUUGAGAUGCCGCAGCCGUCAUCGUCACUCAAGGAGUUGUCCACGCCCACGAAAGUACAUUUUGACGCUGGUGAAGGUGGUGGUCAUAUUGCCACCCCGCCGACAACCGCAAGGGCGAAGAGGGUUAAAGCCAUCCCAGACGAGCAAUUGAAGGGUGAGCUAGUGGAUGCGCUUGCAGAGGAGCAGGUGAAGAAAAAGAAGAGGAGCGCUUUUGAUGCGUUUCCGCGACGAAAGGUGGGCAGUGCAGCAAGCACCAAAGGAACAAAGAGAGAAGGUUCUCCGGUAGGCGCCGAUCAGGCUGCUAAGCGUACACGCAGCGCCAUAUCUUCUUGAUCCUAACAUUCUCUUAUAAUCAUCAGAGAUGACAAAUUGGUCCAUGUUGGGAUGUGGCGCUAUCCUGUGAGACUAGACUCGCUGGCCACGUCCAUGCAUCUUUCCUUUUUCUUUUCACAUUCUGGGCAGGGACAUGAUGAUGACGAAAAACACUGGAAACCCCCAAAGCAGGAUAAUGAGCGUGGGAUUUGGGAAUUGGAGUAUGGCUUAGCAUGAGGCUGAAUAGGUAACUAAUCAGGGUAAUAAUCCAGGGCCGUCUAUGACGAUGUUUUGCUUUGAGGCAGCUACUGUGCUUGACGGCGUUGAUUUAACUGUGGACAAUCGGCCGAAAGAGAGCUGAAGCCACGAAACCGUCAGAAUAUUGGGGUAAUCGUCCC
Molecule: messenger RNA, 2076 nt
Organism: Verruconis gallopava
Lineage: Eukaryota; Fungi; Ascomycota; Dothideomycetes; Venturiales; Sympoventuriaceae
Exons: 2
Coding region: 338-1699 (453 amino acids)
Source: RefSeq, a predicted model, not a curated record